Molecule: messenger RNA, 307 nt
Organism: Closterium sp. Naga37s-1
Lineage: Eukaryota; Viridiplantae; Streptophyta; Zygnematophyceae; Desmidiales; Closteriaceae
Source: the annotation of a GenBank genome assembly
CGAUCUGACCUACAUUGAUCUGGUGGGGCCCAUUCCACCCCCUCGCUCCUCUCACCAGCCUCAGCUACCUAGCUAUUGGGGGGCAGAGCAGGCUGACUGGCACUGUGGAAGGACUGGCUUGGCUCUCCUCCCUCACCAACCUGCAAUUUCUGAGUCUAGAGUACUUGGAUCAAUUCACAGGGGACUUGACCUCCCUGCACAUUCUUUCUCACCUGAAGAACCUUCAAGACCUGAAACUCAUUUCGCUUUCCAACGUCACGGGGGAGAUACCAAGAGAGUUUCGAUACAAGACUGCCCUCACCUCACU